Molecule: messenger RNA, 2288 nt
Organism: Jatropha curcas
Lineage: Eukaryota; Viridiplantae; Streptophyta; Magnoliopsida; Malpighiales; Euphorbiaceae
Product: Tetratricopeptide repeat (TPR)-like superfamily protein
Molecular function (GO): protein binding
Source: RefSeq, a predicted model, not a curated record
AUAGGAAGUUUAAAAGAACCUGCAUCAAACUACGUAGUUUUGAGUAUGGUUUUCAAAUCUCAUUUUUCUUUUCGUUGCAUCCGUCGCUCAUCGCCGCUGCUUUGCUCCUUGCCUUUCAUCCAAAGAUUGAACCUGACGACAACGGUUCCAUUAGCGGUCAUCUCCUCAAGUUUACUCUCUCUCUCUAAACUUAGGUUUCUAUUUGAUCAGGAUUCAGGAACAAAGCUGGCUGAACUUCUAGGAAAGUCCGUUACUUCUCCCUGGUCAUGCCUAUUCCUAGUAGGAGAGAGAUGAUUGUGACAAGAGAAGCCUUAGGGUUCUUCUCUCACUUGAAGAGAACCUCAAAUCAACCCGAAGACCCUUAUAUCUUCAACAAGCAUCUUCAUUGCCUAACCAACUCCUCCUGUGGUGAUCUCUCUCUCAAGAUCUUCUCCCACUUCCUGUCCAAAUGGUACACACCUCUCCCUUCUUCAUUCAAUUCGUCAUUCAAUUCUGUUAUUUCAUUUCUUUCCAAACUAGGGCACGCUAGCUAUGCUCAAAACAUUAUGGAUUUAAUGCCAAAGUUCGGAUCUUUACCUGAUAUGGUUACUUACAAUUCUUUGAUUGAUGGAUAUUGUAAAUAUGGCAAUGUUAAAGAAGCUUGUUUUAUUGUAAAUAGAAUUAGGAGUGGUGGGUGUAGAUUAGACUUGGUAACUUUUAAUGUCUUAUUUAAUGGGUUUUGUAAGAGGAAAAUGAUGAGAGAGGCUUUUGUGUAUAUGGGUUUAAUGUGGAAGUGUUAUUUACCUAACGUUGUUACUUAUGGGACUUGGGUUGAUAUGUUCUGUAAGAUGGGGGAUCUGGGGAUUGGGUAUAAGAUCUUUAAGGAAAUGAGGACAGAUGGUGUUGAGCCAAAUUUGGUUGCUUAUACUUCUUUGAUUGAUGGAUAUAGUAAGGUUGGUGAUUUGGAUUUUGCAUUUCAGUUGUAUGAGGGUAUGAACAAAUGUUUGCUUUCACCAAAUGUGGUUACUUAUGCUGUGCUAAUUGAUGGUUUUUGCAAACGGGGAAUGUUGAAAAAAGCAGAAAAGUUGUUUCUGAAGAUGUUGGAAGUUGGGAUGGAGCCCAAUUCGACUGUUUACACUUCAAUAAUAGAUGGACACUUCAAGAAAGGGACUGUAGACACUGCAAUGAAGUACUUUAGGGAAAUGUGCGACACAAGUAUCAAGCUUGAUGUGGUGAUAUAUGGGGUAGUUGUAUCAGGACUUGCUAGUAAUGGUAGAUUUGAUUUAGUAUUGGAAGUUAUGAAAGAUAUGUUGAGGAAUAGAAUAACUCCUGAUAAGAUAAUGUUAACAACGAUUAUGGAUGCCCACUUCAAGGCUGGGAAUACAAAAGCAGCCUUUACUGUGUACGGGGAGUUAUUGAACGGAGGCUUUGAGCCCGAUGUUGUAACUAUGUCGUGCUUAAUAGAUGGGUUAUGUAAACAUGGACAGAAUCAUGAUGCUAAAGAGUAUUUUUGCAAGGAAAAGGCUAAUGAAGUUUCGUACACCAUACUCAUUGAUGGAAUUUGUAAGGAAGGGGACUUAAGUGAAGUUGAGAGACUUGUAAGAGAGAUGUCUGAAGCUGGGUUCAUUCCAGACAAGUUUGUCUACACUUCUUGGAUUGCUGAGCUUUCCAAGCAAGGCAAAAUAGUGGAGGCCUUUAGGGUGAAGAAUAAGAUGGUCCAAGAAGGUAUUGAACCUGAUCUGUUAACAUAUAGCUCUCUAAUUUUUGGUUUGGCAAAUAAAGGGUUAAUGAUCGAAGCAAAACAACUUUUUGACAAUAUGUUGAGAGGGGGAAUCACUCCUGACUCGGUGGUUUUUGGUAUUCUGCUUAGAGGGUACCUUAAGCAGAAUGACACGGUUGCCAUGUCCCAUUUACGUGAGGAAAUGAGAAAGAGAGGACUUAUGAUAACAGAUAGGAAGCAGACACUGAACAAUAUUUCUGAUGGCAAACAAAACAUUGACUUGAAGAAAUGAUGAUUUUAUUCUGGAAUUGGUCGGAAUGGAUGUUUCAGUUUUGCCUUGUGACUACAGUAUUUUGCAUCCUCAGGGAAAUAAGCAGACUUGUUAUUCUCUCUUUCAGUGAUGCGAAGGCAUCAAAACGAUAACAGAACUCCUCUCACCCUGCAAUUUUGCAGUUCAAAUGUCCCAAAAUCAGGAAAAAAAAAAAAAUCAAGCCCUAAGAUUUUGCAGUUCAUCAAAGCUCAAAAGGUUAGGUUUCUUCUAUUUAAUUUGCUGGCAAUUUUAAGCUCAAAGGGUUAGAUUUCAUUAUAA